AUGAGUGACAAGCAUCUUGAUGUUGCCUUGUGGAAGAUUUUACAAGAGAUUAUCCAAAAAGAAGACAGCAAAAAUGUUGCUGUAACUGCAACAACGGGAAUGGCCAGUCUCCAUCUAGGAUCCAAUGCAACAACCUUACACCACUGGGCCGGGAUUUUAGAUGGGAGACACUCCAUUGAAAAACUUCAAGAGUUAUUUGACAAUGACGACAGCUACUCAGAAGCCAAAAAACGGAUACAGAUCACCAAAUGCUUAAUCAUUGAUGAAAUAAGCAUGUUGUCAGCCAAAAUUUUCAACAUGGUGGAGUCUGUAUGUCGGCUUGUUAAGAAAAAUAAUCAAGCCUUCGGGGGUAUUCAGGUUUUAGUGUCUGGGGAUUUUAAGCAACUUCCUCCUGUUCCAAACUACAGAUUAGGGGAUGAAGGGAAAUACUGUUUCGAAAGUGAGAUUUUCCAGCAAACAUUUCAUCAUCAUAUUAACUUACCCAAGGUAAUGAGACAACAUGAGGAAGACUUAAUCAAAGCUGUAAAUGAGUUAUGUAACGGUUCUCCAUCAGCUGAAACACUGCAGCUGAUGAAAAGUCUUGACAGACCCCUGGACCCUGGUGAUGAUCAUACAGAAAUUGUGAGCUUUUUGGAACAAACUUUGAUGCCAGCUUUGUGA
Molecule: messenger RNA, 660 nt
Organism: Mizuhopecten yessoensis (Yesso scallop)
Lineage: Eukaryota; Metazoa; Mollusca; Bivalvia; Pectinida; Pectinidae
Product: ATP-dependent DNA helicase pfh1-like
Exons: 4
Coding region: 1-660 (219 amino acids)
Biological process (GO): telomere maintenance; DNA repair
Molecular function (GO): DNA helicase activity
Source: RefSeq, a predicted model, not a curated record